GUUAGGAUGGUUUCCAAUGACAUCCAGAUGUCACUGCUUGACACCCUCCAAUUAAGGAACUUUAGUGAUCGCAACAUAACAUGGGAAAUGGCUUCUAACAGGUCUAUUCGAAGAGGUCUUUACUGUGAAGAAUGGGAAGAUGCCCAGCACGUGCUUUUCCAGGUAGCCAACUUGUGCUUUGCAGCUGCAUUUCUUGUUCCCCCAAAAUUCCGGCUCGCUUUGCUACUUAUGCGGGGAGUUUUAACAAUUGGGUUCCUUUUCGUCACAUUAUGGGCGUGUGUAAACAUCUGUGCACCUGACAUCUUUGCAUGGAAUGUGACGUUUAUGCUGACGAACUUUUGCCACAUCCUUUUUCUGACGUAUGUCAGCAUCCCAACUCGGAUUCAACCAGAGAUGCUGGAGCUGUACAACAAAGUCUUCACUCCUCUGAAAGUCGAGAAGAUGAAUUUUAAAGAGUUGGUAAACAGCGCGAAGAUCUUGUCCCUGAAGCCAGGAGAACUCUACGCUUUAGAGAGAGUAACUAUAGCUGGCAAACAGCUGUCUAUGCUACUCAGCGGAAAGUUAGUAGCUAUCCAGUUUUUUCAUCAUUAGGUUUACUUCUUGACAUCAAGUCUUCAUCCUCAAUUUUAUUCAUUUACUUCAUCUUUUCAUCAUUUGCUUACUUUUUCAUCUCAUGUUUCACCAUUGUUAUGUCUCUUUUCUUCAUCUUUAGUUUCAUCAUCAUCACAUAUAUUUUUCAGCUCAAAUCCUUAUCAGCAGGUUUAUUCCUCCUGGUGUAGUCUACAUUAUUAAGUUUAUUUCUUCAUCUAAGGUUGAUUUAAUUUCUUACUUUAUCGUCUUAAUUCUUUAACUUUAUUCUGUCAAUGUAACCAAUCCUUUUCUGCUUUAAUAUAUAGUUCUAUAACUACGUUUAUGGACAUGUUCACUUCAUAAUAAUUGUCCAUAAAUAACUGAGCGUGAAAACCAGGUUUAUAGAGAGAACUGGUUUUAAUUUUCAGUCAGUUCACCCUCUCGAAACAGUAAG
Limulus polyphemus (Atlantic horseshoe crab) is the source of this 1024-nucleotide messenger RNA. Its product is annotated as blood vessel epicardial substance-like. Gene Ontology annotation, molecular function: cAMP binding. Gene Ontology annotation, cellular component: sarcolemma. The record is from RefSeq and is a predicted model, not a curated record. The coding region runs from base 7 to 591 and encodes 194 amino acids. The transcript has a single exon. Lineage: Eukaryota; Metazoa; Arthropoda; Merostomata; Xiphosura; Limulidae.